CGUACGGCAGCCUACCAGGGAAUACGAAGGACAGCGGCUAAAUCCAUGUGUGCCAAGCCAAAGCACAACCUCGUGGUAAAAAGACAAGGGUAUAAGCCGUGUGUUGCCUGCUGAUACUGUGGUGAUCUAGGAAAAUCUUACUGGGCAAUAUCAUAUAAGACUCAGGGUGGUGAAGGUUUUUGUGUGAAGAGGGCGAGCGGAUAAUGGCAAAGCAAGGCAUGUUUCGAUAUGCAAAUAAGGUGGACAAGUUGUUGAUGCUGUUUGGGACGUUGGCAAGUUUUGGAGAUGGGAUUCAAGUUCCCCUCAUGAUGUUCAUUCUCAGCGAUGUGAUUAAUGCAUAUGGAAGCCCAAACAUCAUUUUGACAAAGAAUGAUGUAAAUAAGUAUGCUUCAAGGCUUUUCUACGCAGCAAUGGGAGUUGGACUUUCAGCUUUCAUUGAGGGAAUGUGUUGGGUAAGAACUGCAGAGAGACAAACUUCCAGAAUAAGAAUGGAAUACCUGAAAUCAGUACUUCGACAAGAAGUUGGUUUCUUUGACGCUCAAGCAGUAGGUUCUUCAACAACUUACCAAGUUGUCUCCCUCAUUACAGUUGAUGCCAACUCAAUUCAAGAUGCUUUAAGUGAAAAGAUACCAAACUUCCUCGCUGGCAUGUCAACCUUUCUAUUCUGUCACAUCUUUGCACUUGUACUAUCAUGGAGACUUACAUUGGCAGCUAUACCACUAUCAGUCAUGUUCAUCGUUCCAGCACUUAUAUUUGGGAAGAUCAUGUUAGAUCUAGCAAUGAAAAUGAUUGAAUCUUAUGGAGUUGCUGGUGGGAUUGCAGAACAAGCUAUAUCAUCAAUAAGAACUGUUUAUUCAUAUGUGGGGGAGAAUCAAACACUGAACAGAUUUAGCAAUGCACUUGAGAAAACUAUGGAAUUGGGAAUAAAGCAAGGUUUUGCAAAGGGGCUGAUGUUAGGAAGCCUAGGAGUUAUAUAUAUCAGCUGGGGCUUUCAGGCUUGGGUUGGAACUUAUUUGAUCACUGAGAAAGGAGAACAGGGUGGCCAUGUAUUUGUAGCCGGCUUCAACGUUCUCAUGGGAGGCCUGAGUGUCUUAAGUGCACUUCCCCAUUUGACUGCUAUCACAGAGGCGACAGCGGCUGUCACCCGUCUCUUUGAAAUGAUUGAUAGGUUACCAACUAUAGAUUCUGAAGACAAAAAGGGAAAAGCUUUGUCACAUGUGAGAGGAGAAAUUGAAUUUCAAGACAUUUACUUUUGUUACCCAUCUAGGCCAGAUACACCAGUCUUGCAAGGACUCAAUCUUAGGAUUCCAGCAGGCAAGAGAAUAGGUCUUGUAGGGGGUAGUGGUUCCGGAAAGUCCACAAUCAUUGCAUUGCUUGAGAGAUUCUAUGACCCUGUUGAGGGAGAAAUACGCUUAGAUGGCCACAAGAUCAACAGACUUCAGUUAAAAUGGUUGAGAUCUCAACUUGGCCUAGUAAAUCAAGAACCUGUUCUUUUUGCCACAACCAUAAAAGAUAAUAUACUGUUUGGAAAAGAAGGGGCAUCCAUGGAAAGCGUGAUAACUGCAGCUAAAGCAGCAAACGCGCAUGAUUUCGUUGUCAAGUUACCAGAUGGAUAUGAAACCCAAGUUGGGCAGCUCGGAUUUCAAUUGUCUGGUGGGCAAAAGCAACGAAUUGCCAUAGCAAGAGCUUUACUCAGGGAUCCAAAGGUUCUGCUGCUUGACGAAGCUACCAGUGCACUAGACGCACAAUCUGAAAGAGUGGUGCAAGCAGCAAUUGAUCAAGCUUCAAAAGGAAGGACUGCAAUCAUUAUUGCUCACCGUCUGACUACAAUACAAUCUGCUCACAUUAUUGCAGUUCUUCAAGCAGGGAGACUGAUAGAAUCAGGUACCCAUAAUGAGCUCAUGGAAAUGAAUGAUGGACAAGGUGGGGAAUAUGCAAGGAUGGUGAAGUUGCAGCAAGUGACCACACACGAUGAAGAUUUCAGGAAUCCCAAUCUUCAGACAGAGGAAAGGAAUCCCCACCACAAGAUAAGCAUUUCACCGGGCCCAGCAAGUAUCAGAUCAAACACACCAAGCACUCCAGUUUUAUUUCCAUUUAGUCAGCCAUUUUCCAUGGGGACACCUUAUUCCUACUCAAUCCAAUGUGAUCCUAAUGAUGAUAGUUAUGAAGAUAGCUUCAAAAGAUCAACUUAUCCAGCUCCUUCGCAGUGGCGUUUGCUAAAGAUGAAUGCACCUGAGUGGGGAAGAGUAGUGUUUGGAUGCUUGGGUGCAAUAGGCUCAGGAGCUGUCCAGCCAGUAAAUGCAUUUUUUGUGGGAACACUUAUCUCUGUCUACUUUGACACUGAAACCUCAAAAAUAAAGUUCAAAACUAGAGUCUUGGCACUUACUUUCCUGGGAAUUGGCGUUUUUAACUUCAUUACAAGUAUUAUUCAACACUACAAUUUUGCAGUUAUGGGAGAAAGACUGACUAAAAGAAUACGAGAAAGAUUGCUUGGAAAAUUGUUGACUUUUGAGAUUGGGUGGUUUGAUGAUGAAGAGAACACAAGUGCAGCCAUUUGUGCAAGAUUAGCCUCUGAAGCUAGCAUGGUUCGCUCCCUUGUUGGAGAUCGUUUGUCAUUACUGUCUCAAGCAAUUUUUGGAUCUAUCUUCGCUUAUGGUCUUGCAUUGGUGCUUACAUGGAGAUUAUCCCUCGUGAUGAUUGCUGUACAGCCAUUAGUCGUUGGGAGCUUUUAUUCAAGAAGUGUCUUGAUGAAGUCUAUGGCAGAAAAAGCCCGAAAAGCUCAAAAGGAAGGAAGCCAACUUGCAAGUGAAGCUGUAAUAAACCAUAGAACCAUAACAGCCUUCAGUUCUCAGAAAAGGAUUUUGGCCCUUUUCGAAUCUACAUUGGUAGGUCCUCAAAAGGAGAGCGUUAGGCAAUCAUGGAUUUCGGGCUUUGGUCUUUUUAGCUCACAAUUUUUCACCACUACUGCAGCAGCUUUAGCUUACUGGUAUGGCGGGAGGCUUUUGAUUGAGGGGCUCAUAGAACCAAAGCAUCUUUUCCAAGCAUUUUUCAUCUUGCUCUUCACCGCAUAUAUCAUUGCAGAAGCAGGAAGCAUGACUUCUGACUUAUCUAAAGGAAGCAAUGCAGUUCGAUCAGUGUUUAGAAUCUUGGACAGAAGAAGCGACAUUGAUCCUGAGACCACACGGGCAGUAGACAUAAAUAAGAAAUUAAGAGGUCGAGUGGAACUUAAAAGUGUUUUCUUUGCAUAUCCAACCAGACCUGAGCAGAUGAUUUUCAAGGGUCUGUGUCUUAAAGUUGAGGCAGGGAGAACACUAGCACUAGUGGGACAAAGUGGUUCCGGUAAAUCAACCGUUAUUGGCCUCAUUGAAAGGUUUUACGAACCAUUGAAGGGAACAGUGUGCAUAGACGAACAAGACAUUAAGUCCUACAACUUGAGAGUUCUAAGGUCACGUAUUGCCCUUGUAAGUCAGGAGCCAACCCUUUUUGCUGGAACCAUUAGAGAAAACAUUGCCUACGGGAAAGAAAAGGCAACUGAAGCUGAGAUAAAGAAGGCUGCAACUCUAGCUAAUGCCCAUGAAUUUAUAAGUGGCAUGAACGAUGGGUACGACACUCAUUGUGGAGAAAGAGGGGUUCAACUGUCAGGAGGCCAAAAACAAAGGAUAGCCAUAGCACGUGCAAUGUUGAAGAAUCCUGCAAUUUUGCUGCUAGAUGAGGCUACCAGUGCACUUGAUAGUGUGUCAGAGAACUUGGUUCAAGAAGCACUAGAGAAGAUGAUGGUUGGCAGAACAUGCAUAAUUGUGGCUCACAGGCUAUCUACUAUACAGAAAUCAAACUCCAUUGCUGUGAUUAAGGAUGGGAAAGUUGUGGAACAAGGUUCACAUAAUGAACUCAUUUCUCUAGGGCAAGAUGGAGCAUACUACUCUCUUGUUAAACUUCAAAACGGUAGAUCUUUUUGAAGGUAAAUCAAAAGAAGCUGCAACAUAAGAUAGGCUUUUCCCUUUUUCACUUUUGAAUUUUAGAGACAAGAUCGUAACAGGUUAAUCAGGAAUAACAACAUAUAUUUCCUAGAUUUGGGUGAUCCCUUUGUACCCAAAUAUGAGUUUAGAGAAGUGUCAAAGUUGUAGUUAUGUAUUGUGAGAGAAGUGGCUUGUUUGAGGAUUGUGGUGUGUGAAGUAGUAGGACCUUUGACGUAUAAAUAGGUCUUGUAUUGAUUGCAUGAUGAAAAUGGAAAAGCAAUUUCUAGUGCC
Molecule: messenger RNA, 4247 nt
Organism: Prosopis cineraria
Lineage: Eukaryota; Viridiplantae; Streptophyta; Magnoliopsida; Fabales; Fabaceae
Product: putative multidrug resistance protein
Exons: 7
Coding region: 204-3956 (1250 amino acids)
Biological process (GO): transmembrane transport
Cellular component (GO): membrane
Molecular function (GO): ABC-type transporter activity; ATP hydrolysis activity; ATP binding
Source: RefSeq, a predicted model, not a curated record